CUCUUUCUCUCUCUUUGGUUCUCUAUCUUUUUUCUCUGUGUUUCUCCAUUGCUGAAUUUUAAGGUUCAAGAGGAUGAUGCAGCCAGGAGGACCCGGCAUGGCCCAACAACCCAACCAGCAAUAUCCCCAACAGCAGCAGCAACAGCAACAACCCUACAUGAUGAUGCCGCCGCAGCCGCAGCCCCCUCAGAUGUGGGCCCCAUCGGCCCAGCCUCCUCCACAAUCGGUGGCUCCUCCGCAGCCCACCAGCGCCGAUGAGGUCCGAACCCUCUGGAUCGGUGAUUUGCAGUACUGGAUGGACGAGAACUACCUCUACACGUGCUUCGCUCACACAGGCGAGGUGGCUUCAGUUAAAGUCAUUAGGAACAAACAAACCAGUCAAUCGGAGGGAUAUGGGUUUAUUGAGUUUACUACUCGUGCUGGUGCCGAGAGAAUCCUUCAAACAUACAACGGAACCAUCAUGCCAAAUGGUGGUCAGAACUUCAGAUUGAACUGGGCUUCGUUUAGUGCGGGGGACAGGCGUCAUGAUGACAGCCCAGAUCACACCAUAUUUGUUGGAGACCUGGCUGCAGAUGUUACAGAUUAUCUUCUGCAAGAGACAUUUCGGGCACGCUAUCCCUCGGUUAAGGGUGCCAAAGUUGUAAUUGAUAGGCUUACUGGUCGUACAAAGGGUUAUGGUUUUGUUAGGUUUGGAGAUGAGAGUGAACAGGUUAGGGCUAUGACUGAAAUGCAGGGGGUUCUUUGUUCAACAAGACCCAUGCGAAUUGGACCUGCCUCUAAUAAAAACCCUAGCACCCAGUCCCAGCCAAAAGCAUCAUAUCAGAAUCCUCAAGGGGCACAGAACGAGCAUGAUCCAAAUAAUACAACUAUUUUUGUCGGCAAUUUGGAUCCUAAUGUCACCGAUGACCAUUUGAGGCAAGUUUUUGGGCAGUAUGGAGAGUUAGUUCACGUGAAGAUUCCAGCUGGCAAGAGAUGUGGAUUUGUUCAAUUUGCGGACAGGAGCUGUGCAGAAGAGGCUUUGCGGGUUUUAAACGGUACACUUUUGGGUGGACAAAAUGUUCGGCUUUCAUGGGGCCGAAGUCCUUCAAACAAACAGGCCCAACCAGAUGCGAAUCAGUGGAAUGGCAGCAGUGGUGGUUACUAUGGAUAUGCUGCGCAGGGUUAUGAAAAUUAUGGUUAUGCUCCUGCAGGACAAGACCCCAAUAUGUAUGGCAGUUAUCCGGGCUACGCAAAUUACCAACCUCCUCAGCAACAACAGCAAAUAGGAUAUAGCUAAGAACUUCUGCCCCAAUUUUCCGUUUUCUUCUGUAAUCCUAUCCUAUCUAUGUCUCAUUGAGAACAAACUUGGCUCUUCUUUUACCUUCUUAUCAUUGCUAUUAGCAUUAAACAUUCUAUGCGAAGUUUUAUUUUGUAUCCAUUAAAUAUUGCUUGUUGAAUACUUUGAUGUUUAUGCAUCUGGUGAACCCCCCUCCACAUUUGAUAUUCGUAUUAAUUAUUUGUAA
Molecule: messenger RNA, 1502 nt
Organism: Vigna unguiculata (cowpea)
Lineage: Eukaryota; Viridiplantae; Streptophyta; Magnoliopsida; Fabales; Fabaceae
Product: polyadenylate-binding protein RBP45-like
Cellular component (GO): cytosol
Molecular function (GO): mRNA binding
Source: RefSeq, a predicted model, not a curated record